AUGUAUUUUACUAGAAACAAAUUUAUUGCUCAACCUCCUCCAAAUAUUUUUAAAGCCCAGCCUUGGAAUGGACAGUCAAUUUAUUGAAGCUGAGACACUCAGAUUGUAGAGUUACCUAUUUCAUUAGUUGAUAGUAGGUCCGGAGUCAUUCCAGUACUGUUGCCUCCAACAACAGACAUAAAAAUAUAGUGUAUCAAAUCCCAAACCUCAUUGAAGUCUGUCCUUUGAGCAUAACCAAAUCUAAGAGGACUAAUGAAGCCAAAUUGAAGAGGUUGGGGAAGUCAAGAGCUCCUGUUGCUGAACUUACGGCCAUGGAGGACUCUCCAGCAGACUCAGUCCCUAACCUUGAGAAGGAUUUUCUAGAUGAACUGCCAGCUGAAAUUUUCCAAACUUCCAAAUCCAGUUCUCGGGAAAAGGGAAUUAAAAAUGAAGACGGCUUCGGAGAUGAAGGAAACAUGGACUUUCUGAGAUAUCCAAAGAUAAGACCCCAUUUAUCAUUCAUCAAAGACUUUGCCCAUUCAGUCAGCUACUCUUCCAACAAGUCUCUUGGAAAGAAAAGGAUCUUCCAUUGUGAAUUCGGAGGUUGCUGUAAGUCCUUCGACAAAGUGUGGAACUUCAUCAAUCACGCGAGAAUGCAUCUGAAUAUGAAGCCCUACAAGUGAGAGACUUGAGGUCGAGGGUUUACUCAGAAAGGUAAUCUUAAAAUACAUCAAAAAGUUCAUGCCUAGAGCUAACGAUAGUGGUCUACUUUUAAUAAGUUUUAUUGAAAAAUGCUUUGGCUGCUUUCUUUGUUUAAAUCCUUAUUAUAAAUACUCUAAUACUAAGAUCCUUAAGAAUUUUUG
Molecule: messenger RNA, 842 nt
Organism: Moneuplotes crassus
Lineage: Eukaryota; Ciliophora; Spirotrichea; Euplotida; Euplotidae
Source: the annotation of a GenBank genome assembly